AUUUUUUUUUUUUAUGCAAGCCAUGAUCAGUACUAUUUCCUUUUUUAAACUAUAAAUUAUAUACUUGGCCAAAUAUAUAAUGUGGGGAUAAAUGACAUUAUUGUUGUGACUAUUGUUCUAAAACUUAUAUCAUUUACAAAUUAUCUUUUUUUUUUUAUCAUUUGUUACUUCCUUUCUCUCUCUUUCUGUGUGUGUGCCUCUCUUUUUUUUUUUCAAAAUGUCCACUACCAGUAACUCAAAUAAUGAAGAUAAAAAUAGUAUCGAAAUAACAACACAUCCUUCCCUUUAUAGAGACACUGUCAAUGGCAGAUGUGAACAAAAAGCCGACAUCAAUAUUAACUGUACAUCUGAAAAGGAGACUGAGGCUAAUAAUUGGGAUUUAUAUCCACAAAUAAUACGUGAAAUUGAAAAUGAAGGAACAGAAAAACAAGUUGGACAUCUUCAUGAAUUGGAGCAUAAUACUGUAUCAAGAAAUAAAUAAAAUACU
Cokeromyces recurvatus is the source of this 487-nucleotide messenger RNA. RefSeq lists its product as uncharacterized. Lineage: Eukaryota; Fungi; Mucoromycota; Mucoromycetes; Mucorales; Mucoraceae. Bases 218 to 481 code for a protein of 87 amino acids. The record is from RefSeq and is a predicted model, not a curated record. The transcript has a single exon.